Molecule: messenger RNA, 234 nt
Organism: Auxenochlorella protothecoides
Lineage: Eukaryota; Viridiplantae; Chlorophyta; Trebouxiophyceae; Chlorellales; Chlorellaceae
Exons: 1
Coding region: 1-234 (77 amino acids)
Source: RefSeq, a predicted model, not a curated record
AUGGCGUUCGAGCUGGACCUUCCCAUCAGCAGCAGUCCCCAGCAGGCUGGAUUACUAAACUCCAUGCACGGCGCUGCGCGCACCUCCCGCGAUGUCGCAGUCCUGUCGGCGGCUUUCGGAGGUCAUGCCUUCCAGCAGCGCGCCGUCCAGUACGGCGACAUCGCGCGCACGGCGGACUCCCCGGCGAGGCCCAUCGGCUCGCAGGCCCCGGGGGUGGCACCGGCCCGGCAGUGA